This is a messenger RNA of Sinocyclocheilus grahami, 3336 nucleotides long. Its product is annotated as ubiquitin carboxyl-terminal hydrolase 45-like. The record is from RefSeq and is a predicted model, not a curated record. The coding region runs from base 69 to 2468 and encodes 799 amino acids. The transcript has 17 exons. NCBI's taxonomy places the organism in Eukaryota, Metazoa, Chordata, Actinopteri, Cypriniformes, Cyprinidae. Gene Ontology annotation, biological process: protein deubiquitination. Gene Ontology annotation, molecular function: zinc ion binding; cysteine-type deubiquitinase activity.
UUAAAAACACAAUUUUAACUGUGCUGUGGGCUCUCAUUCUUACUGAGUGACUUUUUUCCUAGAUACAAAUGCGGCUGAAAGACCCCUUCUCUUUAAAAACCGCAGACAUGACCAAGCGGUCUAAGAAGCCUCGCGAUGAAGACUCGUCUGACGAGGUUGGCGGAUUGCCUUGUCAGCAUGUGAGCAGAGCAGUGGACCUCAGCUCAGUGAAGAAGGCAGUGACAGGCAACCUGUGGUCGGUGUGCUCCGAUUGCCUUAAAGAGAGGAACAUGCUUGAGGGAGAAGCAGCAGGAGCACAUGACGUUCUCGUGUGCCUCAAGUGUGGGUUCCAGGGUUGUAACCAGGCGGAAACUCAGCAUUCCACAAAACACCAGCAAGCUCAUCACUCUGACUCUCACUGUAUCACCGUCAGCCUCAGUACAUGGAAGGCAUGGUGCUUUGAAUGUAAGGAAGAGCUCUCCACUCACUGCAAUAAGAAAGCCCUGGCUCAGACACUGGACUUCCUGCAGAAGCACUCAGCUAAGGCCACCUCAGGGACAACCUCAAAAAUUAUCAGUCUCAGAGAGGAACCUGUGGACACUCAGAGAGGGAAAAGUCCAGUGAAUAGCACACUUAUCCCAGUCAAGGGCAUCAACAACCUGGGUAACACCUGCUUCUUCAAUGCUGUGAUGCAGAAUCUUUCCCAGACCCACAUGCUGAAUGACCUGAUUCAAGAUGUCAAGGAAAAAGGACAUAAGAUGAAGAUCUGCCCCCCUGCUGAGACUAACUUGGGGCCACUAACAGUGACUUUGCCCAGUCCAGAACCCCUCACUUCAGCCAUGUUCCUGUUCCUCCAAAGCAUGAAGGAGCCUGGGAAAGGGCCUGUCUCCCCCAAGAUCCUUUUCAACCAGCUCUGUCAGAAGGCCCCUCGCUUUAAGGGUUACCAGCAACAGGACAGUCAGGAAUUGCUGCACUACCUCCUGGACUCCAUGAGAGUGGAGGAGACAAAGCGCAUUAAAGCAGGCAUCCUCAAAGUCUUUAACAACCCCACGGAGAAGACAGCUGACGAGGAGACAAAACUACAAGUGAAGGCUUAUGGGAAGGAAGGACUGAAAUUGAAUUUUGUAGAUCGGAUCUUUGUCGGAGAGCUGACCAGUACGAUAAUGUGUGAAGAGUGUGAACAUAUUUCCACAGUGAAAGAAGCCUUCAUUGAUAUUUCCCUUCCCAUCAUAGAGGAAAGGAUCUCUAAGCCCACAAACCCUGCUAGACUAGGGAAAAGUGGGCGUGAGCAAGAUGGUCUGGCCUCUCAUGAUGACUCAUCAGCUGCCCACUCACACACCAAUCGAAACAACCGAAGGUUAAGUGGACAGAAGUUGCAGGGUCGCCAUUCGUCCACUUCUCAUGAUGAAAGAGGUGCAGAUUCGGUUUCUAGCCGACAAGAGGAGGAGCUCUUUGUGGUGGGGUGUGGCCUGGCCAGUUACCGGGUGGAUACGAUAGGCAGCCAAUCAGACUGCAGCGAGAAGGAUUCCAACCUGCAGGACAGCAGUAACGAUGCGGACAGCGAGGCCUCAGAGAGCGAAUGGUCUCCUCGGAUCCCAUCUGUGUCCAGUCAUAGUAGCACAUCAGAUAAAGUCUCAACCACUGCAACUUCAGCCUCAACAGCACACAAUCCAAGUCUAAAACCUAACAUAAACCCAAGUCCCACUCCCUUAGCUUCCAUUAGACCUCAGCAGGGUGGCGCUGUAGAGCAGCUUGUCAGCGCUGUGUCCAAGCUGGGCCUGGUACACACUUCCACAGACACUCUACCUGUCAGUCACAGCCCAGAGGAACCGACCGAAAUCCGGGAGAGAGACCGUCAGCACCAUCAAGGGGCUUUCCAGGCUCUCUGUCACAGUUACACACCCAGCUCUAAAGAGUGUUCCGUACAGUCCUGCCUGCAUCAAUUCACAUCUGUUGAGCUGCUGAUGGGCAACAACAAACUACUUUGUGAAAACUGCACUGAAAGGAGGCAGAGACCGAUGAAGAGGAGUGAUAAGAAGGCUGAGAAGGUGUACACCAGUGCCCGUAAACAGAUGCUUAUCUCGGCACUUCCUCCAGUGGUCACUCUUCAUCUUAAACGAUUUCACCAGGCCGGGAUGAAUCUGAGGAAAGUUAAUAGACAUGUGGAUUUUCCUCUUUUGCUAGACCUGGCACCUUUCUGCUCUGUCACUUGUAAGAACCUCGGUUCAGGAGAGCGUGUGCUUUACAGCUUGUAUGGCAUUGUGGAACACAGCGGAUCAAUGCGAGGUGGGCACUACGCAGCCUAUGUGAAGGUCCGCACCCCCCAGCGUAAACCUGAGCUGCGCCGGAACCAGUCAGGUUCCAGAGAGGCCAGUUUUGCCCCACAAGGUCAGUGGGUGUAUGUUAGCGACACCAGUGUACAGACUGUACCGGAGUCCAGAGUGCUGAACUCUCAAGCUUAUUUACUUUUCUACGAAGAACUGCUAUAGAGCCUGACGAGCACGUGAAUGCAAGAUGAUCCAGACAAAUGCAACAGGCGAUAUCAGCUCAGACAACAGCGAGCACUUACUGCAUGACUAUAAUACCGUAUUUUAAUGUACGAAGGAUUCCAUAUACUAAAAACUUGGUCUUAUGGCUCAGUCAUUACUCAAGGUGACCUGAAUUAAAAUUGGGAGCCAUUAUAAUUAAUGUAAAAUAAUAUUCUGAAUUUAAGUUAUUAAUGUUUUACAGCUAAUAUUUGAGCUUAACAUUUAUUUUUUUGGGUGUUCAUUUUGCAGGAGAAAUUGCCAAAGAGAAAUUUAGGAUAAAUAUGUAUAUAAUAUAUAAUAUGAGAAGGAGGACUGUGCCAAAACAGACUAUAACCUCUGUUGUGAAAGGGAAACCCAGCACAAUAUGCAUCGGUUGCUUUCAGAGCCAUUUAAACACAUCAUAUCCUGCCCUGGAUCACACACGCAUAGACACGUGCAAACAACGUCAUCAUUUACUUGGAGACCAUUAAAAAGUUGGUGCAAUAUUCCUAGACUUUGCCUCAUGCCUAAUUUUUCUGUUUCAGAACUGAAUAUGAAUAGAAAACUAUUUUUUAUUAUUAUUUUCCCCUCAUGACUUCUGAAACUACAGUGCCUACAGUUUAUGAGGUCUGAGAUUGUCUUUUGUAAAGUAUUCAAUUCAUACAGGAGUAUAAAGAGAAUGGUAUGUGUAUAUACUGAUUAGAAAUAUACAUAAUUGUAUGUCAAAUAUGUACUAUUUAUUCUGUUUACUGGGCAGAUAUUGUAACACCAUAGAUUUGUGUGGUGUAUAAGGCUUCAGGGUUCCUCAAGCUGUUCUUUUGCUUGAAUUUUGUGAACAAAAUCCAGUAUA